Molecule: messenger RNA, 945 nt
Organism: Rubroshorea leprosula
Lineage: Eukaryota; Viridiplantae; Streptophyta; Magnoliopsida; Malvales; Dipterocarpaceae
Source: the annotation of a GenBank genome assembly
UCUCGUAAUGUAUUUUCUUUCUAGUUCAGUUCGUGUGUUUUACGUGAGCGCCUUUCACUAGUGUGCGUAGAAAAAACACACUAACUUGAUCAUAAAAGAAAGUAAAAGGUUUUAGAUUUCUCACCAUUAAAAAUUUUUCAACUUGUAGUCCACCGGGAGGCUAAAUCCUCUCCUGAGUUUUCGAUCUCUGUUUUUGCGCGAAAAAGAAGAAGAAAGGAAGGAGAGAAGAAGAAGGCUCUGACAAGACCUAUCGUUAUUUAAUAGAUCAAUAGGGAGAUCCUCUUAACACAGUACUGGAAUACUGAGAUCAUCCAAUCAAAGAGCUUUCUUUCGAUAGUGAACAAGCCUUAAUGUCUUUCAUUACGAGAUUGGAAUUGAAUCAAUAUCACUCUUAGGAAGAAGAGGUUUUUCUAUUGCUUUCCUCGCCGCCAGUAGAGUGAGUAGUAGGCUAAUGGUAUUCUCGCUGUUCUCUUGUUGCCAAAUAUGAUUAACUAGUACGUAGGGCUAUUCAAAGCAUCGAGAAAAUCUCUCCCCGCUAAUGUAACGAAGUCUUACUGCUUCUAGUUGACAGAGAGGAAUUCAAAGUAAGACUAAAAGGAUGAAACUCAUGAUAGAACAGCCAGGGAAAAUUCUCGGCAUACCUUCUCAGACGGCUACGCACCUUUCCAUCAUUCCAUUCAGUAAGUCAAUCGAAGGACUCUCUCAAAAGCCGGAGAGAAUGAUUGAAUUGAAGCCCUAUCCCCCUAGAGAAGCAUACGUUCGGUUCAUCGCAUACACCACUUUAGGUAUGCGCACACCAGGGAUCGGUUCCAGUCGAGAGAAGAAUUUUUCUUGUGAGAAAGAGGCAAGGCCACCCGCUCCUUACCUUUAGUUCUUUACCCACAGACGGAAAAAAAGAAAUGUAGCUGGCUGGAUGUUUAGCAAUAGCCCCCUAUAGCACUCUGU